AAUACAGAGAAAGUUGUCUCAUAAAAAAUAUAAUUUUUAAUAUUUUAAUAUCUAAAAUAAUAAUUGUUGUCUAAACUAACCAUGUUGAAAUUAGUUUAUUUAACGUUAAUCAUAUCCGCUGUCUCGGCCAACAUCGACUUCAAAGACUGCGGAAACUCUGAAAUGAUCAAGAUUGAAAUCAAUGGCUGUUCAGGCAGUCCUUGCGUUAUCCAUAAGGGAGUGGAAACCUUAUUUACAUUUACAUACAAAGCGAACCAAGCUAGUGUUAAGGCAAUCUGGAAUCUGCACGCCAUAGUUGGCGGUCAGGAUAUAGACAUGGCUACAAUGGUGCCCGGCUUUGACCCUAAUGGUUGUCACACCACUCCCUGUCCCAUUGCGAAGGGUGAGGUUAAAAAGUUGGUUUACAAGUCUACUAUUCCGGAAUAUGUGCCUAAUGUGGACACCCUAUUCAAGCCCAGACUUAUCGGCGAUAAUGGAGACCUGUUUUGCGCUACAUUUGAGGCAAUCUUAAAGGCAUAA
This is a messenger RNA of Medioppia subpectinata, 519 nucleotides long. NCBI's taxonomy places the organism in Eukaryota, Metazoa, Arthropoda, Arachnida, Sarcoptiformes, Oppiidae. The record is from the annotation of a GenBank genome assembly.